UUCGAAUGUCAAAAUUAGAAGAGAGAUUAAGGAAGGACUUGGCUUCUUCUCCUACUCAUCGAUCGUCAAACCAAGGACGCUUCACAGUCUCUGGUGCCCCUUUUCUCGGCACCUCAAUGAGAGUUUGAGUUGUUCAUGAUAGAAGUGUCGUCCUGUUCUGCAGCCAAAACCUUAGAUAUUUACGAAUGAUGCUUAUGCAAAGAUUUGACUUGGGCCAUGACCAUGAUAUGUCGCCUACAAGCGUUUGUGAGGGAGCUGAUGAACUAGAUAGAUAGACACCUUGAGAAAGAAAACAUGGAUCAAGCAAAGGGUUAUGAACACAUGCGGUAUACUGCCCCUGACCCUAGAGAUGAGGGGCUUGGCUCCAUAAAUCAAAGGUUUUCCCACGACUCUUCAACUAAUAUUAACAGUAAUGUACGACCUCCAGAUUAUGGUAUUUCAACCCCUACUCGGCCAGUGCUAAACUACUCAAUACAGACCGGUGAAGAAUUUGCUUUUGAGUUUAUGAGAGAUAGGGUAAUUAUGAAGCCGCAAUUCAUCCCAAAUCUGUAUGGUGAGCCCAGUGGUUUGCCUGUUUCUGUUAACUUAAGUGCUAUGGGAAUGGUUCAUCCGAUGUCAGAGAGUGGCUCUAACGCCACAGUGCUUAACACAGAAGAAAAACGUCAGACCUUUGAGCAAGAAAGGAAACCCCCUUCUAGAAUUGAAGAUAAGACCUAUCAUGAGCUGGUCCAGUCAGCCCCAGUUAUCUCUUCGAGAAAUGAUACUGGUCAAAGGCGUCAUAGUUUGGUUUCUUCUAGAGCUUCUGAUAGCUCUUUGAACCAUGCGAAGUUCUUGUGUAGUUUUGGUGGUAAAAUUAUUCCCCGCCCCAGAGAUCAGAAACUUAGAUAUGUAGGUGGUGAAACGCGUAUCAUACGGAUUAGCAAGACUAUUUCUUUCCAAGAACUCAUGCAUAAAAUGAAAGAAAUAUUUCCUGAAGCACGCACCAUAAAAUAUCAGCUGCCAGGAGAGGAUCUUGAUGCCCUAGUCUCUGUAUCUUCUGACGAGGAUUUACAAAACAUGAUGGAAGAAUGUAUUGUGUUUGGUAAUGGAGGAUCUGAGAAGCCCAGGAUGUUCUUGUUUUCAAGCAGUGAUAUAGAGGAGGCUCAGUUUGUUAUGGAACAUGCAGAGGGUGAUUCUGAGGUUCAGUAUGUUGUUGCUGUCAAUGGGAUGGAUCUAAGUUCACGAAGAAGUUCCAUUGGAACAAGUGCUCCUGGGAACAAUUUGGAUGAACUGCUUCAUGGGAAUUUUGAUAAGAAGAUCAAUCGGGCUGUCACAGAACCAGCAGUGGCUUCGGUUGCUCCCUUAGCAGGUAAUGAAUCUUUACCAGCGAGCCAAACUUCUCAACCUGUAACAGGUUUUUCUACUGGAAACGAGCCAUUUUCACAGCCUUAUCUAGGACAGCAAUUACCGUUCCCCGGACUUGGUAACCACCAAAUUUACACAUCAGGUCACAUGGCAAGCAUAGGCUAUAUAGAUGAGAAGAGGUCUGCUCCUUUACAUGUUCAACCACAACCUCAUUAUAUCCCUUAUCCUGUGAAUCCUGAAACACCUCUUGAAAGCCUGGUGCCCCACUAUCCACAAAAACCUGAGCAAGGAGUUUUGCGUGAGGAGCAGAUCUUUCAUGUGCAAGAUCCAGAAGCUUCAUCAAAAGAGGCCAAAAUGAGACGAGAUGACUCAUUUCAGAAGGUAAAUGAUCCUGCUAAUGUAUCUACUGUCGAGAGCAAUCUUUCAGCAAAAGAGCCAAAGAUGAGGAGAGAAUCCUCAACCCCAAGGGUCAAUGAGUAUUCUGUUUCUUCUAUGCCUAGUGAUUUAAUAGUUCCAGAUCACCUCCCGAAGGAAGAAGCUCCAAUUGCCACACAAACAUCCAGUUCAACACCAGAUCCAAGUUCUUCCGCUGUUUUAGAGAAAAGUCUUAGAAAAUCCCAGGACCAUGUUGAGAAUGAUCUGUCAGCAAAGGAGCCAAAGAUGAGAAAAGAACACUCCACCACAAGGGUCAAUGAAUAUUCCGUUUCCUCUGUAGCUAGUGACUCUAUGGUCUCAGAUCACGCCCUCAAGGAAGAAGCUCCUAAUUCCAUGAAAAUAUCCAAUUCAACACCAGAUCCAAAAUCCUUUGUUUAUCCAGAAAAAAGUCUUAGAACAUCCCAGGAGAAAACGGGUGCCUUGGAUACAACAAGCGAAGGCAUGAAAAAGAAUCAGGACAAUCAAUUUUGUCUGCUUGGAGGAUUCUCAGCAUCUGGACAUGGUACUUCAUCUAAUGUGAGCAAUGUCGACCAGCCUGUGAUUCAUCAAAGAGUUUUUCAUUCUGAGCGCACUCUACGAGAUCCAACAGAAACUAACCGUUUGUCUAAAUCUGAUGAUUCCCUUGCUUCUCAAUUUGUAAUGGCUCAAACAACAUCAGAUGCUUUCCUGCCUAUCAGUGAAUCAUCUGAAACUUCUCAUGAAGCAAAUAUUGAGUCCCAGAAUGUUCAUUCUACUGCACCAGUAAGACCAGCUCCUGAAAGCAUCUGGACAGCCGAGGGUAGUAUGUCACAGUCUGAAAAAAGAAACUUGGAAACUAACACCCCGGAGCAUGUAAGUCAGACAGAGACUUCAGCAAAGGCUGUUCUACAAGGAAACAAUGAGAAGGGGGAUAUAGUUGUUGAUAUAAAUGAUAGGUUUCCUCGUGAGUUUCUUGCUGAUAUAUUGAAAACGAAAGAGUCUAUGAACUUCCCUGGAUUAGGGCCAUUGCAUGCCGAUGGAGCUGGUGUGAGUUUGAAUAUUCAGAAUAAUGACCCUAAAACUUGGUCAUAUUUUCGAAAUUUGGCGCAGGAUGAGUUUGAGAGGAAGGAUCUAUCCCUUAUGGAUCAGGACCACCCUGGGUUUCCCACUUCCAUGACUAACACCAACGGAGUUCCUAUUGACUAUAGCUACCCACCAUUGCAGUCUGAGAAAGUUGCCUCAAGUCAGAUAAAUCCACAAAUCCACUUUGAUGGAAAUAUCCAGCCAGAUGUGUCUACCAUUACCAUACCUGAUCUGAACACAGUAGACACACAAGAAGAUUACAGUCAGUCACAAAUCAAGGGUGCUGAAAGCACGGAUGCAACGCUGAAUGCUGGAGUUCCUCUUAUUGACUUUAUGGCUGCGGAUAGUGGCAUGAGGUCUCUGCAGGUCAUUAAAAAUGACGACUUGGAAGAACUGAAGGAAUUAGGUUCUGGUACCUUUGGAACUGUUUAUCACGGAAAAUGGAGGGGUACAGAUGUUGCUAUCAAGCGAAUAAAAAGGAGCUGUUUUAUCGGUCGUUCAUCUGAACAAGAGAGAUUGACCUCGGAGUUCUGGCAUGAAGCAGAAAUUCUUUCAAAGCUUCAUCAUCCAAAUGUUAUGGCAUUUUACGGCGUAGUGAAAGAUGGACCAGGAGGAACUUUAGCUACAGUGACAGAGUACAUGGUCAAUGGAUCGCUCAGGCAUGUUCUGCUCAGCAACAGGCACCUUGAUCGACGUAAGCGACUUAUCAUUGCAAUGGACGCAGCUUUUGGGAUGGAAUAUUUGCACUCAAAGAGCAUAGUGCAUUUCGAUUUGAAAUGUGAUAACUUGCUUGUCAACUUAAAGGAUCCCGCCCGUCCCAUAUGCAAGGUUGGUGAUUUUGGUCUGUCAAAGAUAAAAAGAAACACUUUGGUCACUGGCGGUGUAAGGGGAACCCUCCCUUGGAUGGCUCCCGAGCUACUUAGUGGCAGCAGCAGCAAAGUUUCUGAAAAGGUUGAUGUGUUCUCUUUCGGAAUUGUCUUGUGGGAAAUUCUUACCGGUGAGGAACCCUACGCCAAUAUGCAUUAUGGGGCAAUAAUCGGAGGCAUAGUGAACAAUACAUUGAGACCAACCGUGCCAAACUACUGUGACCCAGAGUGGAGAAUGCUGAUGGAGCAGUGUUGGGCUCCUGACCCAUUUGUUCGACCUGCCUUUCCGGAAAUAGCCAGACGUCUCCGCACCAUGUCCUCCUCUGCGGUCCACACAAAACCACACGCCAUCAACCACCAAAUCCACAAGUAAUCUAUCAAUUUAAUUGCUGGUACGUAAAUCGUAAAAAAAAAAAUGGUUUGUGUAUAAAAUAUAUCCUUGCUGCUUCUUUCGGAUUUGAGUGCUACAGUUUCAAGGAUUGGUGUUGAUUUGUACAAGAAACUUUAAAAGCACAUAUUGUAUAGCCAUUUUCAUUAUAAUUGAGUGUAAGUAAAUUGGUUUUUGGUACAAAGACUUGGACCUUCUUUUCUGUACUCGGGGGUCUUUCUUUCAAUAAAAAAAGAUCAAUCUA
Arabidopsis arenosa is the source of this 4318-nucleotide messenger RNA. The record is from the annotation of a GenBank genome assembly. Lineage: Eukaryota; Viridiplantae; Streptophyta; Magnoliopsida; Brassicales; Brassicaceae.